Apaloderma vittatum (bar-tailed trogon) is the source of this 1517-nucleotide messenger RNA. RefSeq names its product lamin B2 (gene LMNB2). NCBI's taxonomy places the organism in Eukaryota, Metazoa, Chordata, Aves, Trogoniformes, Trogonidae. The annotation marks the transcript as partial. The transcript has 10 exons. The record is from RefSeq and is a predicted model, not a curated record.
CUACAAGAAGAAAGAUGCGGAUUUGUCUGUGGCUCAGGGUCGCAUUAAGGAUCUUGAAGUGCUGUUUCAUAGAAGUGAAGCAGAACUCAACACUGUCCUGAAUGAGAAGCGCAGUCUGGAAGCGGAGGUGGCCGAUUUGCGUGCCCAGCUUGCUAAGGCUGAAGAUGGUCACGCUGUGGCUAAGAAGCAGUUGGAGAAGGAGACACUCAUGCGUGUGGACCUGGAGAAUCGGUGCCAGAGCUUGCAAGAGGAUCUGGAUUUCAGGAAGAAUGUGUUUGAGGAGGAAAUAAGGGAAACAAGAAAACGACAUGAACAUCGUUUGGUCGAGGUGGACACCAGCCGGCAGCAGGAGUACGAAUCCAAAAUGACUCAGGCCCUGGAGGAUCUGCGAAACCAGCACGACGAGCAAGUGAAGCUGUACAAGAUGGAGCUGGAGCAGACCUACCAGGCUAAGCUGGAGAACGCCAAGCUGUCCUCUGACCAAAACGACAAGGCUGCUGGUGCAGCUCGAGAGGAGCUGAAGGAGGCUCGCAUGAGAAUAGAAGCUCUGAGCUACCAGCUCUCUGGCCUUCAGAAGCAGGCUAGUGCCGCGGAAGAUCGCAUUCGUGAGCUGGAGGAGAUGAUGGCUGGUGAGCGUGAGAAGUUCAGGAAGAUGAUCGAUGCGAAGGAGAGGGAGAUGACAGAUAUGAGGGACCAGAUGCAGCAGCAGCUCACGGAGUACCAGGAACUGCUGGAUGUGAAAUUAGCACUGGACAUGGAGAUCAGUGCUUACCGAAAACUCCUGGAGGGAGAGGAGGAAAGGUUGAAGCUCUCUCCGAGUCCCUCCUCCCGUGUUACGGUCUCUCGGGCUACCUCCAGCAGCAGCAGUAGCAGCACUUCCCUUGUUCGCUCUUCCCGAGGCAAGAGAAAACGUAUCGAGGCGGAGGAGCUCUCGGGCAGUGGAACGAGCGGGAUUGGCACCGGCAGCAUCAGCGGCAGCAGCAGCAGCAGCUUCCAAAUGUCCCAGCAAGCUUCAGCCACAGGGAGCAUCAGCAUAGAGGAGAUAGAUCUGGAGGGCAAAUAUGUUCAACUGAAGAACAACUCGGACAAGGAUCAGUCUUUGGGUAACUGGAGACUGAAAAGACAAAUUGGAGAUGGAGAAGAAAUUGCUUACAAAUUCACACCUAAGUAUGUCCUCAGAGCUGGGCAGACUGUAACAAUUUGGGGUGCAGAUGCAGGUGUAUCUCAUAGCCCCCCUUCUGUUCUCGUGUGGAAGAACCAAGGCAGCUGGGGCACUGGAGGGAAUAUCCGCACAUACCUCGUGAACUCGGAAGGAGAGGAGGUUGCAGUGAGAAGCGUUACUAAAUCAGUAGUCGUGCGAGAGAACGAAGAGGAAGAGGAUGAAGCAGAGUUUGGAGAAGAAGACCUCUUCAACCAACAGGGGGAUCCCAGAACAACCUCUAGAGGAUGCGCAGUGAUGUGAAGAAAGGAAAAGGAAACUUUUAUUUGCUCUUCUUUUUUUUUUUUCAUUUAUUUCC